CAAACUCAAAAUUCUCGAGUCUCUCUCUGUUUCACACCUUCAUUACACAUUCACACAUCUGAGUUUUAGUGAUGGAGUUCGAUCAGUUGCCUCGUGCACCAAACUACUCCCUUCUUUCGAAGAUGGCAACCAAUGAUGGCCACGGCGAGAACUCGUCUUACUUCGAUGGGUGGAAGGCUUACGAUAGAGAUCCAUUCCAUCCUACCGAUAACCCAAAGGGAGUCAUUCAAAUGGGUCUAGCCGAAAACCAGCUUUGCCUGGAUUUGAUGCAAGAGUGGAUUAAGAAGAACCAGAGGGCCUCCAUUUGCACUGCAGCGGGAGUUCCAGAAUUCCAAGCGAUCGCAAAUUUCCAGGAUUACCACGGCCUGCCUGAAUUCAGAGAGGCCAUUGCCAAGUUCAUGGAGAAAGUGAGAGGAGAAGGAAUCAAUUUUGACCCUGCGAGGAUAGUGAUGAGCGGUGGAGCUACCGGGGCUGCCGAAAUAUUGGCCUUUUGUUUGGCUGACCCUGGCGAAGCAUUCCUUGUUCCAACGCCGUAUUAUCCAGCGUAUGUCGUAUAAGCUCCUCUAUAUAUAUUUAAGUUUUGAUGUCUAUUACAAACACGACAUAAUCCUACCUUUUUUUUUCUAAAUGGAAAUCUUCCAAGGCUGACGUUAUGGUAGAUACCAAGACAUUCUGGUUUACUAGUCUAAUAACAAAUGAAAAUUCAACAAAAAUAUUCCUGGUUAUCCUUUUUUCUUCUUAU
Phoenix dactylifera (date palm) is the source of this 742-nucleotide messenger RNA. Lineage: Eukaryota; Viridiplantae; Streptophyta; Magnoliopsida; Arecales; Arecaceae. The record is from RefSeq and is a predicted model, not a curated record.